Rhea pennata is the source of this 3267-nucleotide messenger RNA. RefSeq names its product G protein-coupled receptor 182 (gene ACKR5). Gene Ontology annotation, molecular function: G protein-coupled receptor activity. NCBI's taxonomy places the organism in Eukaryota, Metazoa, Chordata, Aves, Rheiformes, Rheidae. The transcript has 2 exons. Gene Ontology annotation, cellular component: membrane. Gene Ontology annotation, biological process: G protein-coupled receptor signaling pathway. The coding region runs from base 187 to 1281 and encodes 364 amino acids. The record is from RefSeq and is a predicted model, not a curated record.
UCGUCUCGUGCUGGGCUGCCUCCGGAUACCGGCCGGCCGCGGUCAUUUCCUGCGGGAGCCACCAACCAGCCCACCCCGGCGCAGCCCCGCGGCCGCCGGCUCAGACGAGCGCAGCCCCCGAGGCGGCAGCAUCGCGGCGGCCGUCCCUCCCACGGACACCCUCGGCUCCGCGCGCCAGCUACCAGAAUGGCUGAGGCGACCACUGCCCCGAGCGAGACACACACUCUUGGGAACGAGUACGGGGACUACCACAACUGGACAGAGCUGUUCCACCUCCUGAACUAUACCUUCACUUUCUGCGAGUUCAGCCUGGAUGAGAAUGUCAAGCGGGUAGUCCUCUUCAUCCUUUACCUGGUCAUCUUCGUGGUGGGCUUGGUGGAGAACCUCCUUGUUAUCUGGGUCAAUUGGCAGACACGGGGCAACAAGAGCUUGGUGAACCUCUACAUCAUCAACAUGGCCAUCGCUGACCUUGGGGUGCUGCUCUCGCUGCCCAUCUGGAUGCUAGAGGUGAUGCUGGAUUACACAUGGCUCUGGGGCAGCUUCCUCUGCCGCUUCACACACUAUUUCUAUUUUGCCAAUAUGUACGCCAGCAUUUUCUUCCUUACUUGCCUGAGUGUAGAUCGCUAUGUGUCCUUGACGACUUCCUCCGUCUUCUGGCGUAAGCAUCAGCACCGUGCACGUCGCGUCAUCUGUGUCUGUAGCUGGAUCUUGGCAGCAGCAAUCCCAUUCCUGGAGGUUGCUCACAUGCAGCUGGUAAAUACCGGAGACCCCAUCUGCAUUUUCAUGGCACCCUUUGAGACCUAUGAUGACUGGGCCCUGGCGGUCAGCUUAGCCACCACCACCAUCGGGUUCCUCAUCCCUUUCCCCAUCAUAAUGGUUUUCAAUAUCCUGACGGCCAGGUACAUCAAACGCACCAAGCCAGAGAGCAGGAAGCACUGUCUGCUCAUCUAUGCCUACAUUAUCAUGUUCCUCCUCAGCUGGCUGCCCUUCCACAUCAUGCUCACACUGCUCACCCUCGACGGCAACCACAUCAUCCUCCACUGCACCUUUGCCCACUUCCUCUACUUCUUCUACGACAUCAUAGACUGCUUCACUCUGCUCCACUGCGUCAUCAACCCAAUCCUCUACAACUUCCUCAGCAAAAACUUCCGCAGCAAGCUCAUUUCUGCUGUGGUUAAAUACAUCCCCAAAGACCAAGCCAUCCAGAAAGGUGCAGACAGCUCCUCCUCCACCACGCAGCACUCCAUAGUCAUCACAAAGGAUGGCAACCCACCCAACUAAGCAGGGAUUGGACUCUCCCACUCCUCACUGGCAAGUGGUCCCAUGGGAGCAGCCAGCUUCUGGGACUCACUGAGGUCAGUAAGAUUAUUUUCCCUGGUGAUAAGCAGACACUUUGCUUUUAAAUAGCAUUUCUUGGCUGGCCACCUACUGUGUUCUGAAGGCAAGGGGAGGGGCAGAGUGCCAAAUGUGAAAUGAGGUGGUGUGGGGAGCAACAGACAUUUUAUCUCUGAUGUGCUGCUGUAUCAGAUCUAUUUAGCUAAAGAAACAAUAAGAGAAAGAGAUAUUUCCUGUUUUUCAAAAAAAAAAAAAAAAAACAUUUGUAAUAAUAAAGUAUAUUACUCUGUCUGCUCUGAAGUCUGAACACAAAGUCCACCAGUGGGACCUGACCCAACCUGACCUGACCCUCCUACUUCCCUCUAGCUAUGCAACCUGUGGAACAAGCAAUACUUUUCCUUUACCACAAGUUUUUCCGCAAUCCCAGACUUUUACUUACACAUGCGCUCUGCAUAUACCACACUGUAAAGCUAUCAAACAAAAGUUGUCCUUUUUCUGUGAUGCCAGCCCAAGGAGGAAAGACAGGAAAUUUAUUCCUUUGAAACACAAACCUUAAUUCCCAGUGCCCGGCAAACAGUUGAAUGACUGACUUUACAAAAUCGAAGGUGAUGCAGCGUAGAGGUGCAGAGGCCAAUACAGAUCUGAGCUUUAAACAUUCAAGAUCAGCCACUUGUGAAGAACAAUUUUUUUUAAACCAGCAGUAAAUGAGAUGGUUAAAACCAGGCUCCACUAUGCCUCUGUGCUUUCAGUGUGACUGCUGAUAUCAGACUGGGCAACAGAAGGUUCCCAGUUUGUGUUUUGUAGGAAGAGACCCAUUCCAUUAAAAUCAGCCUCCUUUAAAGCAUCUUGUAUCAAGUUUCUAAGGUCACUCGUCUUGUUUCUAAAUUUUGGCAGACUCCAACAGUCCUUAUGUAUAACCUUCAGUCAAGGUCACAAGAUCUCGCAGUGCAUGCUUUCAAUGCAUAUGUGUACAAAUAUGCAUUUUUCUGUUGUGUAAGAAACUAGAGCAUCCGGAGAAAGUUCAUCUUUCCCUGGAUUCUGCUAAGUCACAUGCUGCAGGUCAAGAUCUUAGUAGGGGAAGGUGAAAGAGUGACAGUCACUGGGAGUUAAUAAAUCUGCCAAAGGCCUUGAGCUGCUUAAGAAACACAUAAAACACAUUAAAAAAAAGCAGAGCAUAAACAAAUUGGACAGGAUCUGGGGACAGGAUGCUUGCACCACAGAAGCAAUGGGUGGAGGGCAGGAUGUCCCAGAUUGCUGGAGAAGCCCACAACCAGGGGUUAACAUGGAAUCAUGGCUAUUAUGGGAAGGGCUGGGAACAGCUCUGCUAUUUAGAGGGGUCCAAUGCCAGGAGUACUGCAAAGUACUUGAGGCAUCCUUCUGCAGAGAUGCUCUUUCUUAUUACUAGAAAAAAGUGCGCUUGACUGUGGAAGGGAGCAGCUAGGGAAGAAGUCAUUCCCUCAGACUCAAACAGCAGCUUGUUAAGAGAAGCAGUUUAUAUCUGUUCCUCUUUCUUAAUUAUAUUAAUUAUACAGUUUCACAACUUGACCGUGUAGAGCAGCUUAGAUUGUAAGCCCUUUGGAGCACAGACCAUCAUUUCAGAUCUGCAUCUAUACAGCACUUUUCCUGCUUCGUCCCUGUGACUCUCCUGGUCACAAACACACGCAGUAAAACAGAGCAGCCAUAAAGAUGGAAAAUGUUCACAGGAAGGCAGUCACUUACCACUGACCUGACCCACAGUUCUCAUCCAGAGCAUGCCUGAAUCUUCUUUAAAACUUCCUUUUGCUAAUGCUCUGUUAUUUCCACUAAAGAAAUCAGACUAGUACACAAUAAAAAGACAUUUGGUAUGUGACAUAACCAGGACAGCAAUAUAUUCAGUUUCAAGUUACUUAAACAUCUGAAACUCUGUAUUUGACCUAUUAAACAUUUUUUUAA